AUGGCUCAAAUGUUGAGCUUCAUGAAGGAAAUUAAGGAUGAACAGGAAAGAGCUAGGGAAGCUCGGAAUCGGUAUGAGGAGAUGCCAAACGAUGGCAAUCCACUGUUAGGAUAUGUUCGAGGCUUUGACCCUCAUAAGUCAAACACCCACUCGUCAAAGAGAGUUACCAAAACCCAUGAAGAGGGAGAAGCUUCCCAUGAAGGAUUCAUUCCCGCCACUCAGAAAGAGGGGGCGCCUCGCACUGUUCGCAUCCCUGCUAACAAUCCACCUAAGGAUGAGGAUUAUGUGGACUUACAAUAUGGGGAGGUAGACGAGCCGGAUCAGGAGUCCCAACAUAAGCAAACCCAAGCUGAUUCUGAGGAAAGCGCUAGAAAUAGCGGACAAAUCAAGGCGCUGGAAGAAAGGCUGAAGGCAGUAGAAGGAUACGAUAAAUACAAGGGACUUACGUGUCCUAGAAGUCAUCUACGCAUGUAUGUCAGGAAGAUGGCUGCUUACGCCAAUGAUCAAAAACUAAUGAUGCAUUUCUUCCAAGACAGCCUGAGUGGGGCAUCUGUUGAAUGGCCUAUGCCACCCCCAAUUCCCAGAAAAGCUGCACCCAAUUUCAGGGCUAAUGAAAGGUGUGAAUUUCACGCCAACUCUCCUGGACAUACAUUGGAAAAGUGUUGGGCUUUUAGGCACAAGGUUCAAGACCUAAUAGAAUCAGGGGCUAUUGCUUUUGACAAACCUAACGUAAAGACAAACCCUAUGCCUCGCCAUGAUGGCACAGUCAACGCAAUAGAGGUAGUCACUGAGCAAGAGUUUGUUCAACAACGGAGCUCCCUCAUAGAUGCCCUUAAGAGGUAUCUACUUGCAAAGGGGUUCAUCCUCGAACAUAACGAAGCCUUUAAGACAACCCUGCAAAGACUGGUGGAUCAAGGGGUAGUUCGGUUUAAGGAAUAUCCUGAGGAAGAGUAUGUGGCUAUGCUAGACAGGAAUGAACCAUUGAUGAUACCUAGGCAAGGAGCAAGGAAGACAUUAAUCAUCCCUUGCGCCAAAGCACCAUUGCUGAUACCCACACAAGUACACACUAGGAUCAUCCCGGUCAGAGACCCAUACCCUAUGGACAAAAUGAAAGCAGUCCCUUGGGAAUAUGAGUCUAUUACUAGUACCGACGUGACAAACAUCGUUGGGCCUGGGGGCAUGACUCGUAGUGGUCGCAUAUUCAAUACUGCAAAACCAAAUGAGAACCUGGCACAAGCAAGUGAUCAAACUACUGUGGUCCCUACUGAAAAAAGCACAUCCAAAGACAAAGAGACCACUAACAAAGAUGCUGAAGAGUUCUUGGCAUUGAUCAAGAAAAGUGAUUAUAAGGUGGUGGACCAGUUGCACCAAACUCCGUCCAGGAUAUCACUCCUCUCGCUUGAACACGAGUUGCCCUCACAAGGAAAAGAGCAUAACAAAGCCCUGCAUAUCUUCAUACAAUGUGGGAAAGCUCAUCUGUCUAGAGUACUGAUCGACACAGGGUCAUCAUUAAACGUGAUGCCAAAGGCCACCUUAGACAAGAUAGAUUUGGAAGGACUAGUAAUAAGACCAAACCGUCUUGUAGUCAAAGCCUUCGAUGGGUCGCAAAGCCCGGUGUUUGGAGAGGUGGACCUCCCUGUUGUAAUAGGCCCCCACACUUUCUGCAUCAAUUUCCAAGUGAUGGAGAUUGAACCUGCCUAUACAUGUUUAUUGGGACGUCCUUGGAUCCAUGCUGCUGGGGCAGUUACCUCUACUCUGCAUCAAAAGGUAAAAUUUGUGGAUGGAAACUCUAUAGUAACUGUCAAUGGGGAGGAGGACAUAUUUGUCAACAAUCUGGACUCGUACCGAUACAUUGAGGCUGGAGAAAAAGCAUUAGAGACUUCGUUCCAAGCACUAGAGAUCGCAACUGCUGUCACGCUACCAAUUGAGAAAACGCGAAGGGCGGUAACGUCUUGGAGAGACCUGCAAGACACAAAGAUGGAAGGCUGGGGCAAAGUGUAA
This is a messenger RNA of Vicia villosa (hairy vetch), 2001 nucleotides long. RefSeq lists its product as uncharacterized. The record is from RefSeq and is a predicted model, not a curated record. Gene Ontology annotation, molecular function: aspartic-type endopeptidase activity. The coding region runs from base 1 to 2001 and encodes 666 amino acids. Gene Ontology annotation, biological process: proteolysis. Lineage: Eukaryota; Viridiplantae; Streptophyta; Magnoliopsida; Fabales; Fabaceae. The transcript is spliced from 4 exons.